Molecule: messenger RNA, 4866 nt
Organism: Phycodurus eques (leafy seadragon)
Lineage: Eukaryota; Metazoa; Chordata; Actinopteri; Syngnathiformes; Syngnathidae
Product: leucine-rich repeat-containing protein 17-like
Exons: 7
Coding region: 229-1626 (465 amino acids)
Cellular component (GO): plasma membrane
Molecular function (GO): protein binding
Source: RefSeq, a predicted model, not a curated record
UAGCUCAUUUUGUGUGAGGAACAAGAGGGGACACGUGCAAACAAGGACAAGCGGAGCGACUGGAUUCUUCCAAUCCAUUUGGAUUAUUUCACUUAAGUACACUCAACGACUGACCUGGGAACAGCCGGACAGGUCUAGGUGCAGGAGAUUGUGGCACCCUCUUCCCAAGCUCAGCCCUCCUGAGAGAAAAGAGAGAAAGAAAGAGAGAAAAGCGCUGCAGGUUCCAGCAUGCGUGUGACCUCCUCUUUCGUCGUAGCCUCCCUGCUUCUGCUCCUGCUUCUGCCGCCGUUCGUAGAGAUGAAACGAGCGGGCAAAGUCAGAGGCCUCAGAAGAGCAAGACAAAAGCUCGCCCGAGACAGGGUGAGAGGUGUCGGCCGUCACAGCAGAUCCGACCCCCCAAGACCAGCCAACUGCUCUGAAUGGUUAGAGUCCGGGCGUGUCUUUGCAGACUGUCAAGACUGCCGCCUCACCUCCAUUCCCAGGCCGCAGACCUGGUCCAGAGCACCAAAGUACCUCCUCUUAGCACGUAAUAGGAUCAAGAUCCUCCGUGACGAAGCCUUCACCGGUUACGGGAGUCUAACCAGUCUGGACUUGCAGCAGAAUCACAUCUCAUUGGUGGAGGAGGGGGCCUUCGAGGGUUUGACUCGGCUCACAACCCUGCUGCUCCAGCACAACCGCCUGACUUCGCUGAACGAGGAAGCCCUCAUCCCCAUGCCCAACCUCCGCUACCUGCGCCUCUAUGACAAUCCUUUGAAUUGUCACUGUGACAUGGACAGUCUCGUACAAACUCUUCAGGUCCCGAGUAACCGUAAUCUGGGAAAUCAUGCCAGGUGUGCAGAGCCUCUUAGGCUGAAAGGCAAGAAGUUGAAACGGAUUGACCCCGAGCUGCUCUGCAAGAGGUUCAACCCGAAGGAAAAGCCGCAGGGUGACCAGACUGACCCCAAAGAUCCCGUGGAGCCCAGUCCCUUCCAAAACAAACCAGAUGCCAUCACAUCCUGCCACACUUAUUACUUCCCUCAUGUACGCGUGGACUGCAGUAACCGAGGUCUAACCGAGGUGCCUGCCGGUAUUCCCGAGGACGCCGUCCAACUAGAUCUCUCCCACAAUUCCAUCCGACAUCUCAAGGGCAAGAGUUUCCAAGGUGCAAAAAGUCUGAAAACGCUGAACCUCAGCCACAACAACAUGGAGCGCAUUGACACAGCUUCCUUGUUUGGGCUCCUACACCUCCGCGAGUUGGACCUGUCAGACAACAGCCUGCAUUUUGUCCAGUAUGGGGUUCUUGAAGACCUCUACUUUCUGUCCAAGCUGAAGCUGGGGGGAAACCCCUGGGUGUGUGACUACAGCAUCCACUACAUGGUGUAUUGGCUUCGACUGCACCCGGUGGUGAGACACUCCGGCCUGUUGUGUCGCUCGCCUCCCGAAUACACGGGCGAGAGUGUGGAGGAAUACGUGCGCUCCUACAACCGAGGGUGUCCCAGAGACAGACAGAAGAGUCAGCAAGACCAAACUGAGACGGACGAGCUGCUCUGGAACUCCCUGGAAGAGGUGCAGGGCGAGCCGGAAGAGGAAGUGGAACCCAGCCACUUGAGACAGCCUCAGAAGUACCAGAUUAUCAGACUGUCUUGAGGGAAAAGGUGCCAAAUGGGCUCUGUUUACAACUGUCCCCACUUACUUUCCAUAUUGUCAAAUAGUCUGUAUCAGAUGAAGAAUCUACUUUUGUGCUGUGUAAUCCCUCCAAAAUAUGGGAAUGACCUUGAAUCUUUAAAAAAGAAAUGUUAGCUACACCGCUUUGCAAGUUUAAUAGGGAUCUGUUCAUUUUCCAGUGGUGUAUAACAGUGAUCCCAAACCUUUUAUCCGCCACAGACCGGUUCAUGCUAGUACAUACUUGGGAGGGCUGAGGGGCUGGGGCAGGGGCACGUUUGCCGAUGGUACCCGGCCCGCGGGCCGGUGGUCAGGGACCACUGGUGUGUAAUUAUUACAAAUGUCACAAUAUUGUUGCUUAGUACACUCCAAUGUUGCAUAAAAAAAAAGAAACAUUGAUUUAUUUGGAAAAUCUGGUUGAUUAACUUCAUAUCUAGGUUAUGCCACGUUAACUUGAUAUUUAGGUUAUCCCACAUUAAAGUUUGCAGUUUUAAAUUUGAAUUUGAAUGUAGCCUCACUUUACUAAUCCCCACCAUCUUAAUUGUCUGAAACCAGGUAACAAGAAAAUGUUCAUUCCAGUCAACGGUUAACUGAAAUGACAAUUUACUGAGAUACAACAUUGUAUAGUACAGCUGUAGUCAAAAAUAUAAUAUUAACAUUUUUUGAAAGGGAAGAUAUAAUGUAAAAUUAGAUUUUUAAUGGCUUGUCUAUAAAUAGUUGGAUUUCUGGAGAGCCUGGCAGUCAAUCAAGUGUGAAAUUACACUAAGUAAACCUUUUGUAAUUUGCUGAUUUCCCAAAAUGUGUUGUAUUGCGGAAAUUGUUCCGCACUAUAACCUAUGUAAAUUAGCCCCACUGUGACAUAACAGUGGGGCUAAUUUAUUUGUAUUGAAUUUUAAUCGGACGGAGUUAUGAUCAUACAAGAAAAGCUGCAAUACGUUUUGUUGGCUGCACAGAGUAGCAUUAGCGAACAGUUAGCUUCUGAUUAGUGCCACAUACUUGAUUGCUUGCUGAAGUUGUUGAUGCCGUAGUGGUGCUGUACAAAUGGAAAACUCACCAAUAUGUUUCAAACUGGACCAUUCUAAGGAGGUGCAGCCGCGCAGAUUCAGGUGGAUCACAAAUGGACGGAAAUUCAGCAGGACAUCCUUCAUAAUGUCGUUUGUUAUCCAGCGCUUAUCCACUGAGACAUUGAUCUGAGCAGUGAGGAAGAAAUUUAUAUCACUAUUGGGAGUAAUUUUGCAUCUACAAAAAAAUUCCAUGUGAAGUUUAAAUGGGACUGCUACCUGUUGCGAGUCAGAAACCUACAUUUUUAAGGAGUUAUGGAAAGUUGGCCUUGCAUUGUAGAGGUAUUUUAAACUUUGGCCUCAACAAACUCAAAGGUAUAACAAUGGUCAAAUUGUGAACAAACAAUAAUGCUAACAGUUGGUAUGCUAACAUAAAACACAAAGACAGAUAAAAAAGGAUUUAACUAUUGUGUAAUAGCAUAGCUUAAAUGUUAACAUGAUAAUAAUUUCUAUGCUAAUAUUCAGGAUGAUAGCAACCUGGUUAGAAAAUUUGCUUUGGCACAUUUUACCUGUGGUUGCCAACAAUUUCCAACAAGUAUUGAUACAAUGCUAACAUGCUAACAAUUGUUAUGCUAACACAUAGCAAGAUACCAACAUACUGUAAGUAGAGGAAGUGCUGAGGCAGAGCAAUAAGGAUUUUACAUUGUGCCCCACUUGUCAGGUACGAUUUUGAAAGCGUAUAGCUUAAAUGCUAACAUGCUAGUAGUUGUUAUGCUAACAGUAUUCCACGCAUAUUGUACAAACCUUACUCCACAAAGUGCCCGAAUGGAUGAGACUUCUCCAACUGCAGCACACUUCCGAACAGCUCAGCAAGUCUCGUAGUUCCAUAUAUUCGAAGAUCUGCGGGCAAAAAAAAACAAAACAAAAAAAAAAAGUAGGAAAGUGGUACCUUGACUAACAACUUUAAUUUGUUCCGUGACCAAGCUUGUAACUCAACUUACACGUGUAUCAAAUCAAUUUUGCUCCCCGCGACCCUGAACAGGUCAUUUUGAGGAAUCCUCAUGAAAAAAGGUGAGUGAGGGCCCAUUCAUUACUGUUUGCAGCAUAGAGUAGAUUUAUUGUUGUUCUUUUUCCCUAUUAACUCUGUCUGUCCCUUAUAUAAAACCUCACUCGAUCCGACUGAAUUUCCAAUAACUCUUAAUUAUGAAGUAAACAAAGACUAACAUGCUGCUCACCUUUUGCCAGAAAAUGUGAGGCCAAAAACAAACAAGGCUUUCUUUGUUACUACUUGAAACUGUCAAAAAAAAAAACACAAACCAAUAAACCUGAGGCCCUGGUAGUUAAGGCCUCACACUGUGUGUGUGUGCGUGCAUGUGUAUUAUAAAAAUAUUGAAAUAUUAAUUUACAAAUAGUAAUAUUAAUAAUUCUCUGAAGGGCGGCACAAUGGGUUAGAGCGUCUGCCUCACAGUUCUGAGGACUGGGGUUCAAUCCCCGGCCCCGCCUGUGUGGAGUUUGUAUGUUCUCCCCGUGCCUGCGUGGGUUUUCUCCAGGCACUCCGGUUUCUUCCCACAUCCCAAAAACAUGCAUGGUUGAUUAAUUGAAGUCUCUAAAUUGCCCAUAGGUGUGAAUGAGAGUGCGAAUGGUUGUUUGUUUAUGUGUGCCCUGAGAUUGACUGGCAACCAGUUCAGGGUGUACCCCGCCUCCUGCUCGAUGAUAGCUGGGAUAGGCUCCAGCAUGCCCGUGACCCUUGUGAGGAGAAGCGGCUCAGAAAAUGAAUGGAUGGAUGGUUCUCUGAAGAGCCUGCCCAGUAACCAACCAUCAAGUAUGAAGUUACGUAAACAACCAAGUAAAACCAUUGUUAUCUGCCUAUUUCCCUAUUUCACUAAAUGUUAUUUUCAGUCAUCUGACCACACUGCCUAAAACCCUUUCGAGAGACCAUAUAAAAACUUUUUAAAAAUAGUUUUACCCUUCCCACAGGAUUUAAACACAUUUAAAAAUAGUACAACACCUAAACAUAUCAAAACACACUUUUUAAACCAUAUUUGAACUAAAAAUUGAAAGAUAAACUAUGCAGUCUGCGUACAUUGAUGUGCCUUUAAGAGGCGGAGCCUGAUGGGGUGGCGUGUGACCUCGGCAAGACUGUAUGUGAGUGUCUGAGCGUGAGCUGUGGCCGACAGCAGCUCCUGUGAGAGUGCCCCAUGUUUUACUGUUCUCAUGAUGUUCA